GGUUCGCUGUCAAAGCCGCUGCUGCAAAGAGGGCAGUGACCGUGUUUUUGCAGAUAUCUAUCGUUUCUCGGGUUAAGUGGGAGCUGUGGCAUAAUAAAAUACAUUUUCGCCUGUGAAGUGAAGCAACCUGCCUCUCCACAAAUGCAAGCUAUUAAAUGCGUGGUUGUCGGCGACGGGGCGGUGGGUAAAACCUGUCUGCUGAUCAGCUACACCACAAAUGCCUUCCCUGGCGAGUACAUCCCUACAGUAUUUGACAACUACUCUGCCAAUGUGAUGGUCGAUGGCAAACCGGUCAACCUUGGCUUAUGGGAUACAGCAGGACAGGAAGACUAUGAUCGCCUCCGUCCCCUCUCGUACCCACAGACGGAUGUGUUUUUAAUAUGCUUCUCAUUGGUGAGCCCAGCAUCUUUUGAGAACGUCCGUGCAAAGUGGUACCCCGAGGUGCGACAUCACUGCCCCAACACACCCAUCAUCCUGGUGGGCACCAAACUGGAUCUGCGAGAUGAUAAGGACACCAUAGAGAGGCUGCGGGACAAAAAGCUGUCGCCCAUCACCUACCCUCAGGGUCUGGCCAUGGCCCGAGAGAUCGGUGCUGUGAAGUAUCUGGAAUGCUCUGCUCUGACUCAGCGCGGUCUAAAGACUGUAUUUGACGAGGCCAUCCGUGCCGUCCUCUGCCCUCCACCCGUCAAAAAACGCGGCAAGCGCUGCACUCUCUUCUGAGUAAACGCCACAACAAUUCCUGGCACUCCACACAAAGCUACAAUAUUUUUAAUCAGCCUCUUGGAAAAUAUAUUGUACUACUCUCACAGGUUCGGUGACAGCCGUCCAUCAAGUUCUAAUGCACAUUACAUGAAUAUGAACCAUUGGCUAGACGCGUCCAGUCGGAGGGAAACCUUGUGGUAGAUGGCGUUUGUUUUUUCGCGGCCUCACACGCCCAGAGACGUAAUAUUCCAUUUCAAAUCGCUUAUAUGAGAAGUUUUAGUGGUACAGUGUAAUUGUUGACAUACUGUAAGGAUGUGUUUCUUGGUGUUGUAAAGGAAGCGUGUCAAAGAAAGGGGAAAGUGCUGUCUUGUAUAAAGCUAACCAUUCGCAGUAUUAGCAUUGCCGACGGCGUUAAAGUCAACGUGAAACGACAUUCGUGACACAUUUUACAUUCGCAAUGAGUAAAACAG
Messenger RNA from Sinocyclocheilus rhinocerous, 1172 nucleotides. RefSeq names its product Rac family small GTPase 3b (gene rac3b). Lineage: Eukaryota; Metazoa; Chordata; Actinopteri; Cypriniformes; Cyprinidae. The transcript is spliced from 6 exons. The record is from RefSeq and is a predicted model, not a curated record. Gene Ontology annotation, molecular function: GTPase activity; GTP binding. Gene Ontology annotation, biological process: small GTPase-mediated signal transduction. The coding region runs from base 142 to 720 and encodes 192 amino acids.